GCGCUUCCCUCUCAAGCCUCACCUGAGCCCCCACUUCCCUGCCAGUCCCGGGAGGAGCCCCGGGUGGGCCUGCAGCCCCUGCUGCCCGGUGGCCAGCCCACUGACUGCCCCUCCCCACAGCCCUCGCGCUGGGGCAGGAACAGGCUCAUCAAUGUGAACCACUACGCCAACAAGAAGAGCGCCGCGGAGAGCAUGCUGGACAUCGCCCUGCUGAUGGCCAACGCCUCGCAGCUGAAGGCCGUCAUCGACCAGGGCCCCGGCUUCGGCUUCUACGUGCCCCUGGUGGCUCUCAUCACCAUCUCCCUGGUGCUGCAGAUCAGCGUGGGCGUGCUGCUCAUCUUCCUGGGUAUGAGCUGGCGGCCGUGCCUGCAGGCCUGCGGGCACCUCCUGGGCGGGGCACUCACCAUCGGAUACCCUGUGAGCAGGGAGCCCUCAGAGCUGCCCAGGGGCGGCGGGGGGGCACCUCACUUCGCCCUGCGGUCCAGGAUGUGCCCCUGAGAGCCCCUCGUGGCUCUGUCCUUCCACCCCGUCCCCAGGUGUGGUCAGGGCUGGGAGCAGCAGGGCUCGGGGCGGGGGUGCCUCCCCGCCUCCUGGCUGCUGUGUGACCUCCUGCGGUUACUUGACCUCCUGCCUGUUGCCCUGACUGUCACCUGAAGUGGAGGCUGGCGGGAUGACCUCUCACAGGACACUCAGGAAGGUGCUGGCUGUGUGGCCGCAGGCGCCAGGCCCCCUGGGCUCCCGUCCGGCCAGGCCCCUUGUGAGCAGUGCACGAAAGCAGGCGUGUCUCUGAUGGACAGAGGCGGCCUGAUG
Myotis davidii is the source of this 810-nucleotide messenger RNA. RefSeq names its product ninjurin 1 (gene NINJ1). The transcript has a single exon. NCBI's taxonomy places the organism in Eukaryota, Metazoa, Chordata, Mammalia, Chiroptera, Vespertilionidae. The record is from RefSeq and is a predicted model, not a curated record. The annotation marks the transcript as partial. Gene Ontology annotation, cellular component: membrane. Gene Ontology annotation, biological process: tissue regeneration; cell adhesion.